This is a messenger RNA of Oreochromis aureus, 3113 nucleotides long. RefSeq names its product gastrula zinc finger protein XlCGF26.1-like. The coding region runs from base 408 to 1532 and encodes 374 amino acids. Gene Ontology annotation, cellular component: chromosome. The transcript is spliced from 2 exons. Lineage: Eukaryota; Metazoa; Chordata; Actinopteri; Cichliformes; Cichlidae. Gene Ontology annotation, biological process: negative regulation of transcription by RNA polymerase II. Gene Ontology annotation, molecular function: chromatin insulator sequence binding; DNA-binding transcription repressor activity, RNA polymerase II-specific. The record is from RefSeq and is a predicted model, not a curated record.
AUAACUACAGUCAUCAAACGUUUUAUCUUCUACGAGGACCUUUAGUUUUUUAAGCGGUCUAAGGCAAAGAUCGUGUGGCUGUGCUGAGCUUCCUUAAUGCUACCCCUCUGGUCUCCAGCAGAUCGCGUUUCUGUUUCUGAUGCGUGAUUGGAAAGAUAUACGCUCUCGUUGUAAACAAAGAACGUGUACUCGUGCUGACUGACGGGAGUAACAUGCCGGAAAGAGGAGGUCAGUGAGCCCACUGUCUCUACUAGUCCUAGUCCAGUUAUAAAAUCGGCACGUUUGCCUCCUUCUCCCCUGGUGGAUCUUUAAUUCGGGUUACUCAGAGAGGGAUCCACAGCAAAAGAAGGGAAAGCAUCAAACAAAACAAUAACCAACCAGUUCCAGAAGAACAAGUUGUGAACCGGAUGGAAAAGACUUUUACCACUAUGAAGCAGCCCAGAAGACGCCAGAGCAUUGACAGUGGAGACAAAAGCUUCACAUGCGAUCAGUGUGGAAAGUCUUUCACUUCCAAAGGUAACUUAAAAAGACAUCAGGGCAUCCACACUGGAUUUAAACCAUUCAGCUGUGAUCAGUGUGGAAAGACCUUUACUCAGAAUGGUCACUUAAAACAACAUCAGCUCAUCCACACUGGAUUUAAACCAUUCAGCUGUGAUCAGUGUGGAAAGACUUUCACCGGGAGUAGCGGUUUAAAACAACAUCAGCUCAUCCACACUGGAUUUGAUCCAUUCAGCUGUGAUCAGUGUGGAAUGGCUUUUACUCAGAGUAGGAACUUAAAAAGACAUCAGCUCAUCCACACUGGAUUUGAUCGAUUCGGCUGUGAUCAGUGUGGAAUAUCUUUUACUCAGAAUGCCAACUUAAAAAGACAUCAGCUCAUCCACACUGGAUUUAAACCAUUCAGCUGUGAUGAGUGUGGAAUGGCUUUUACUCAGAGUAGGAACUUAAAAAGACAUCAGCUCAUCCACACUGGAUUUAAACCAUUCAGCUGUGAUCAGUGUGGAAAGACUUUCACCAGGAGUAGUGGUUUAAAACAACAUCAGCUUAUCCACACUGGAUUUAAACCAUUCAGCUGUGAUCAGUGUGGAAAGACUUUCACCUGGAGAAGCGGUUUAAAACAACAUCAGCUUAUCCACACUGGAUUUAAACCAUUCAGCUGUGAUCAGUGUGGAAUGGCUUUUACUCAGAGUGGCAGCUUAAAAAAACAUCAGCUCAUCCACACUGGAUUUAAACCAUUCAGCUGUGAUCAAUGUGGAAUGGCUUUUACACAGAGUGGCAGCUUAAAACAACAUCAGCUCAUCCACACUGGAUUUAAACCAUUCAGCUGUGAUCAGUGUGGAAAGACUUUCACUGGGAGUAGCGGUUUAAAACAACAUCAGCUCAUCCACACUGGAUUUAAACCAUUCAGCUGUGAUCAGUGUGGAAAGGCUUUCACUUCCAAACGUAACUUAAAAGGACAUCAGCUCAUCCACACUGGAUUUAAACCAUUCAGCGGGGGUCAGUGUGGAAUGGCAUUUGCACUCCAGAUAGAUUAAAAAAUCAUCAACUAAUCCACCCAAUUAUCCAUCCAUCUUCUUCCGCUUUAUCCGGGGCUAGAUCGCGGGGGCAGCAGCCUAAGCAGAGAAGCCCAGACCUUCCUCUUCCCAGCUAACUCCUCUAGCUUUUCCGGGGGAACACCAUGGUGUUCCCAGGCCACCCGAGAGAUAUAAUCUCCCCAGCGUGUUCUGAGUCUGCCUCGGGGCCUCCUCCCAGUGGGACAUGCCCGGAGCACCUCACUCAGGAGGCAUCCUUGUCAGAUGCCUGAAUCACCUCAACUGGCUCCUUUCGAUGUGGAGGAGCAGCAGCUCUGCGACUCUGAGCCCCUCCCGGAUGGCUGAAGGAGUAACAGAUGGAUUGAAGGUGGGGAUGGGAUUACAUUUAUUCUGAGCCCCUUCUUGUUUUCAUUAGCGACGGACAGACUGACAUACGAGGUCAGUUAAGAGUCUCUGUUGAAUAUCUUGUUUGCAGAUGACAUUGUAAUCUAUAGUAGGAAGAGGAAUCAGGUAUAAGAGAACCUGGAGAGGUGGAGGUAUGCUCUGGAGAGAAGAGGAAUGAAGGGAAGGGAAAUAACAUGCCUAUCUUAAGCUGGCAGCCAGCAUGUAGAAAGACUUUCUCUGAAUUGUUGAUAUUAGUUUCUUACAUUUUCUGAUUUUUAAUCAAGUAGUCUUUUCAGAAACUCCUGAUUGUGGUUUCAUAAAUGUAAUGGCCAUUUACUAGAAACCGAAAUUAAACCCAUGAUUAAGAGUGUUAAGGAAUAAACAGAUAUUCUUAGUGCUUAUUUUCUGAUUAUAUUGGUUUUUGUACUUUGUAGUAAGGUCUGUGAGGAAAACUAGGUCAGAGGGUGACUGGUCGCCUUGGCAACAGAGACUUCAGCAAGGAGAAGUUAAAAAACAGGAAGCUAGGGUAGAGCUUCAUAGGCAUAUUAAUAAAACACAGGAAACCAGACAGAAAAGCGGAACUAGUAACACAGAAGGAGUUGUUUAUAUCGAAACUAUGUGUGUCUGACGUAUAGCAGAGCUAUAAACAGAAUUUAAUAAGAGGCCACGAUGCACCAAAGGUUAGAAAUCUAUGCACGCAUCACAAAAGAAACUGUUCAUUGAAGAUCGAAUUGAGGAAAAGUUUGUCACGUUAAAGUCACGCAAAUGUUGAAUUUAUCUGUUCUGUGCAAACAUCUAUGUAAUCUUGCAGACCAAGCAUUAUUGUCAUCAUGUGAUCACAAAGAGAAUCAGAGCAUCUGAACAGAUUGCCUUCUAGGUCAAUCUGAAAGACCUGUUGCUUUUUAUUCAGCUGUUCAUCAUGAGAUAAUUAGUGAAGUCAAUGCAGCGCUGUUUCUCUAAGGUAGCUAUUUGAAAUGUGUUGAAAUGUGUUUUUUUUGGGAUGUGAGUGUAAACUAGGUCGCAGGCUGACAGGAAACUGCAUGCUUUUGCAAAGAUCCAAACUUAGAGUGUGUGACGUGCUGCGGAAAUAUAUAUAUAACCAUGUUGGCUGCUGCUGCUUUCAGACCUGAGUGUGUGUGUUCAUGUGUUCAGGUUUCCGUUCCCGGGAAUGUAAAAUAAAGAUCAUUUUUUGAGCUUUGA